This is a messenger RNA of Plasmodium falciparum 3D7, 882 nucleotides long. RefSeq lists its product as uncharacterized. NCBI's taxonomy places the organism in Eukaryota, Apicomplexa, Aconoidasida, Haemosporida, Plasmodiidae. The record is from RefSeq and is a predicted model, not a curated record.
AUGGUUCAUUUUACCAAGAUUUUAGCAGUUACCUGUUUUGCUGCUACUUUUCAAUGUUCUAAUAAUGGAGUUCUUUCCAAGAGUUAUGAUAUGAAUAAGAAGAAUUUGAAUAAUGUAGGAUUCCGAAAUAACAGAAUUUUGUCUAGUAAGGAAAACCGUGAAGAACCAGGAACUAGUGGUACAACAUCAGGUGCUAAUGGUAACAAGGCUAAUAUUCCUGACCUUGAUAAUUUUAUAAAUCAGACAACAUCUUCAUGUGGUAAUUUGGGUAAUUUGUUAGCACCAUUACUUAAGGGUAUUAAGUCUAAUUUAUUUUCAAAAUAUGUUAAUGAAGAUGGUACAACUAAACCAAAUGCUCCUACAGCGCAGAGUUUAACCUCUAUAGUUAAAGGAGUUAUGCAUGAUAUUAAGCCACAGAUGGAAGCAUUAAAAGAAGGUAUAAAGAAAAAUAUUGAAGAAGAAGGUGAAGAAAGUAUUAAGAAAGAUUGUGAUGCUUUGAAAGAUGGAUUUAAGAAUAUUAUGAAAAGUUUUGGAGGUGAUUUUUCUAACACUGUACAAGGUGCAACAGGAAUACCGGGUAAAUUAUUCAAAGGGUUUUUAAAUGAAGAUGAAAGUAAAACUACAGAAAAUGCAGAUAUUAAGGAUGAAAUAGAUAUAUUAUUAGAAGAUGACAACACUGAUGAUGAUGAUGAUGAUGAUGGUGAUGAUGAUGAUGAUAAUAAUGAUGAUGAUGACGAUGAAAAAGAAAAAGAAAAAGAAAAGGAAAAUGAAAAGGGAAAGGGAAAGGGAAAAGGAAAGAAAAAGGAAAACAAAGAAACCUCAGAUGACAAUAAUAAAAAUGCUGGUACUUCUACAUUGAGAGGAAAAAAAAAAAAAUUUUAA